Anthonomus grandis grandis is the source of this 1861-nucleotide messenger RNA. Its product is annotated as fatty-acid amide hydrolase 2-A-like. Bases 146 to 1768 code for a protein of 540 amino acids. NCBI's taxonomy places the organism in Eukaryota, Metazoa, Arthropoda, Insecta, Coleoptera, Curculionidae. The transcript has 6 exons. The record is from RefSeq and is a predicted model, not a curated record.
CGUAAACGUACUUAGCGCAUAAACAUCUUAACACAACGUAAACAAUUUUUAAUAAAACCGGAAAAUUAAUUAUUCCGGUAUCAUUAUUACCAUCAGCGCGAACCAGGUGUGUUUAAUGACCUGAAGGUACGAAGUCCGUCCGAACAUGACUAAAGCCAAUGAUUCCAAACGUGAGCGCUCAAAAAAGCGAAAAAGCCUCAUGAACUCGUUCUUGAACCGCCUCUGCAUGUGCAUCCGUUACUACAUCGACGUAAUAAUCGACACGAUCUUCGGAUGGAUCUACAACUCCAGCAGGCAACAAAUCCCGGAAAUAAACAACACGAUCGUCCUGGAAAGCGCCACCAGUCUGGCAAAGAAGAUCCGAAAACGCGAAUUGACGUCCGAGGAGGUCGUCCAGGCGUUCGUAGAUCGCAUAAAACAAGUGAACCCAGUGAUUAAUUCGAUUGUAGACGAGAGGUUUGAGGAGGCUUUGAAGGAGGCCAGGGAUAUCGACAAGGAUAUCGCCAGUGGCCAUAUAUCCGACGUGGAAUUUUCGGAAAAACCCUUUUUGGGUGUUCCGUUCACUUCAAAGGAAUCCACCGCGGCCAAGGGCCUGGCGUUCACCUUUGGCCUUAAGAAACGUCGAGGGAAAAAAGCCUCCUUUGACGCGGACUGCGUGGCCGCCCUAAAGAGGUCAGGGGCCAUUUUGCUGGGCGUAUCCAACAUCCCUCAAUUGAACUUAUGGCAAGAGACCAGCAACCCCGUCUACGGUUUAACGAAGAACCCUUACAAUACGACGAGGAACGUGGGAGGAUCCUCCGGAGGCGAAUCCAGCAAUUUGGCCGCCUGCGGGUCUCCCAUGGGGAUCGGCACGGAUAUCGGGGGGUCCUGCAGGAUACCCGCUUUCAUGUGUGGGGUCUUCGGUCAUAAAAUCUCCAAUGAUUUGGUAUCUAAUAAGGGGUUGACGUUCCGGACAGGUGAGGAGUCUGGCACGAUGGUCUCCAUAGGUCCUAUGACCCGUUACGCGGAAGACUUAAUCCCUUUCAUAAAAGCCCUUGCAGGACCCAAUAAGGAUCAAUUAAACCUGGAUCGGCCUGUCUCCUUAAGGAAAAUUAGGGUAUAUUUCGUCACCAAUCCUAAGGAUCCCCUUAUGAGCCCCUUUAGGGAGGAAAUGCAUGUCACACUGCUAAGGGCCGUAAGUCAUUUUGAGGAAGUGUGCGAAGAGAAACCGCAAGAGUUGGUGUUCGAACACUUGAAACAUCAGUUUAAGCUUUGGAAGUACUGGAUGUCCGUCGAGGAGGGGGCUAACUUUAAAAAUGACAUUAAUAACAGGGAAGGCGAGGUAAACGCGUUCGUGGAGAUCCUAAAACACUUCGUGGGUUUAGGGGGAGACUAUUCGACCGCCACCAUAUUCAACUUAUGCUCGAACUACUUGAGAAAAGUCGAUCCGGUUUGGACAAAAGAGACCACCGAGACCCUUAGGGAGGCUUUGCUCUCAAAACUGAACGACAACAGCGUCCUGCUGUACCCUUCUGCCCCAUUUCCAGCCAGUUACCACCACACAGCCCUCCUGAGACCUUUUAACUUUGAUUGUUUCGCAAUUUGGAACGUAUUGAAGUUUCCUGUGACGCAAGUACCGAUGGGGCUGGGGACUGAGGGGCUACCGCUGGGGAUUCAGGUGGUGGCUGCGCCCCAUCAGGAUCGUUUAUGCGUAGCAGUGGCGAGAGAGUUGGAGAGGGCGUUCGGGGGAUUCGUUUCACCCACCGGUGUGGUGAUAAGACAUGACUGAUUUUUUUAGUUUAAGCUGAUGGUGAUUGAGGGUGUUGGGUAUUUAUUAUUUUUUUAUAAGUUAUCAUCAAUAAACAAAAUGUUUAUGGUUUAA